AUGAUGACACCACAUCCCACCAUCUCUCUGGCUUCCCUUUUUCUUUCUUUUUUUUCCCUCUCCCCAAAAUCAUAUUUUGAGGACAACCAAAAGUAGAACGUGUUCUGGGUGGGGCCGCAUGUGAUUUACCCAAUAGCCAAGGCAGGGGGGGAUCACAAGGGAAAGACAAAGCGUCUGCUGCUGAAGGGAGUGGAGACAAAGGGCUGCAGGAUGAAGAUCUCUGGAGCCUGUAUACUGUUGUGUCUCUUAGCAAUCUCCUUGUCCCCAGCUGACUGGUUUCCAUGGGUGGUCCAUGGGCAAGAAGCGGAAAGUGCAACUGGUAAUGUGAAUCCCGAAGAAUCUUCUCUUUUUCCAGAUGCAGCUGUCACACCACCGGUGCUGCUUAGUCCUGUUCAGUCUGACAGUGGAACUGCAACUCCUUCAUCAGACUGCCGUGAAGAAAAGUUCCCUUGCACACGCCUGUACUCUGUUCACAAACCAGUGAAGCAGUGUAUCAGCUACCUCUGUGUCACCAGUGUGCGUCGCAUGUACAUAAUAAACAAAGAGGUGUGCUCUCGCAUUGUCUGCAAGGAGAACGAGGUCAUGCAAGAUGAGAUCUGCCGUCAGCUGGCUGGCCUUCCCUCUCGACGUCUCCGCCGGUCUGGGCAGCCUGCUAACCUCCCUUGCAGACAGCUCCUGGAGCAGCAGCGCAGCCAGCCUGACGCUCUCUGAGCUACCAACAGUAGGAAAGAAAAAGGAAGGGAGGGAAGUGAAAUCAUCAUCCACUACCUGCAAUCCAAGACAAGUCCUUCUCGUUUGUGAUUUCCCCACCAAUUCCUUGCUUCUGUGCCUUCCCCCACAUCCUCUUCUUCAGGUGCUGCAGUACACAGAGUCCCCACUCUGCUAGUCUGUCACGGUGGCUGUUGUCAUCUUGUACAUCUGUUGCUGCAGGUGUGGGAUGCUCUCCUGUUUUCUCUCAAACUCUAUUUGGCAAGGCCACGAGCUGCUCAUUUCCCAGAGGCCCUUAUAAAUGUGCUGCAUCUUCUCUUGCUUUGCCCCUGCAGAGAGGCAGACAUGGGGACAGUAUGUAUGAAGUCCUCUUCAAUGGUACAGAUGCCCUAAGCCACAUCUCGUGCAGAGGAGUGCAACCUUUUAUGCCCUGGAAGUCCUCAGCCUAGGUUUCUUGCAUGGUAUCAGUAUGAGUUCAGAAAUGGCUAGGUAGCCUGGGCUGCUCAUGUCCUCCCGAGCCACUGAGUUUGCUGUGUGAUAGCACAGCCUCCUCCUGUGUCUGCUGGCCUCAGAGAAGUGACAGAGCAGUGAGGUGGCUGUCCUCCACCCAAGGCAAGCCUCGUUGUCUCUGCGUGGCAGCAGACCAUUUAUAACAGCCUCUGGGAAGUUCUUUGCCUCAAACCUAUUGCCUCCCUCACACACAACUGCUGCCAAAAGGAAGAAUUCUGGAUUUAGUGUAAUGCUAUAUUUUUCUCAAGAAGAUUAUCUUGGAACAGAGUGCUGCCACUUCCUCUGCCUCCACUCCCCUCCUCCACUGAAGCAAUCCCUUGAUGUCCAUUUCAGGCAAGUUCCAGGUAUGGCUUCCUCUGCUCUUAAGCCCAAGAGCUCACAAAGAAUGUGUGUGUUCUCCCAGUAAAGGGAACUUGCAAUGAAUUAGCUUGCCCUGGUGACUUGUCUUGGUCUGGCUACCUCCACACUCUCCAGUUUCUAAGCCUGCUUUCAGUAUCUCCAUUUGAGUUCCUACCUCCUGACUUGGGAGCUCCUGCACAAAGCAGAAGGGAAUCACAAAUGCAUUCUGCUAGCACUGGAUGUCUGUGGUGUGCCCCAACAAAAGUACCUGGAACUUUAUUUUCCAGCUAUAUGGUGAACAUUUCCAGGCAUAUGGGCAGUUUUCACUGUGCAGUUGGGUAGAUUAAGUGGGAAAAGCUAUCUGGAGUGUAUUGAUCAGUGUGACUCAUAGUGGCAUGAUUCUGUGGGGUGCUGGAGAGCUGAACAGUUUAUCUCACUGCAGCAGCAAGACUGUCCCUAAGCAUUGUUCCCAGCUAACAGAAAGCCUGUUUUCUGGAGUGGGCAUUCACCCCUGUCACACAUUGUGCUCUAAUGCUGGACUGGAUGUCA
Dryobates pubescens (Downy woodpecker) is the source of this 2106-nucleotide messenger RNA. RefSeq names its product microfibril associated protein 5 (gene MFAP5). NCBI's taxonomy places the organism in Eukaryota, Metazoa, Chordata, Aves, Piciformes, Picidae. Gene Ontology annotation, biological process: embryonic eye morphogenesis. The record is from RefSeq and is a predicted model, not a curated record. Gene Ontology annotation, cellular component: microfibril.